UGGUUUUUAUCAAUGCGUUUUAAUCGACCCUUGAGACUCAUAUCGAAUGAAUAUUUGUGUUGGGUGUUUUAUCAGCGGCAAUGCAGGAGGAGCUGCGCCGCCACGUCUGACGUAAACAUGGUCACUUUCUUUGCCCUUCGCUUUGCAGGAGACAAAGGAAGUGGUGUAGCAAGUCAGUGCUGCUACAAACAAAUGGGAGUCUCGGCCACGUCACUGCAAGGACUUUCUGGACUCCGGGGACAGCUGGAGCGGCCUGCGCCAGGUAUAUCCUUACCCUGGGCGACCCCACCACCCGUGUUUUGUGCCCACCCCGUUGAAAGCUGGGGAUGGACCGUCUUCCAGCAGCGCACCAGUGAUGCCGUCAGCCAUCAUUUCUUUCGUAUUUGGAUUAUCAAUUGGGCUUUGGCGACCUGGAGGGUGAAUUCUGGCUUGGGCCUUGACCUUCCGCACCAGCUGACCUCCACCACCCUGCAGCAGCUACGAAUUGAUCUGGACGAUUACGAGGGAGAACAUCGGUGGGCUAAGUAUGGAUUCUUCCACGUGGGCGCACCAGAGACCAAGUUCCGCCUCAGUGUUGGAAGAUAUGAAGGAGUUUUUUGGUAUGCUGCUUGCCAUAAAGGAAACCUGAACGGCUACCAGUAUGUGGGCAACCACACCUCCUACGCCGAUGGCAUCAACUGGUAUCAUUGGAAAGGCCACCACUACUCAGUGAAGCGAACGUGUAUGAUGAUCCCCCUCGCCUUCUGACUGUGGCUGUGGCAGGCACGGUGGGAGACGUGAACACACGCAUAAACACUGGAAACAGAAUGCGGUUCCAGACCACCACCAACCCUCCAAGCUCCCUCUCUAACGCUACUCUCAGCCUGAGCCCCUCUUUCUCUCCGGAGGGGCUGGCCCCUCACCGCCCGAGUCACUUCGCUGCUUGCCUCUUCACACGGCCAUGAGACGUGCACACCUUGCGUCUCUGCACCGGGUUCCGCGUGAUCAUAGUCAGCUGGUGCUGUUAUGCAUUUUAUUACAAUAUCCUGUGAGUUAAAUACACUGGCAGGUAAAACCUCCCUUCCGCUUUCUCUCUCUCUCUCUCUCUCUCUCUCUCUCUCUCUCUCUCUCUCUCUCUCUCUCUCUCUCUCUCUCUCUCUCUUAUUCACUAAACAACGACCGCUGAUAAUUUUUUUUUUUUUUACAUUAAAUUGAAAUAAAUCGAUCUGAAGUUAAGCACUGCCCGGAGCAGACUGUCAUUACUCCACAAAGUGACAGUGUAAUAAGGACUUUAACAAGAGGGAAGCAAAGUGUCCUGGCUGUGGUGUUGGCGAGGUGCAAGGCGGCUGACUGGCUGCCCCCUCAAGUAGAAGGAGGAGUAUCUGAGUAAGGGAAUCCCAGUUGGACUCACAAAGUUGCAUUGUCAGUGGAUACACGCAGUUCUGAGUCAAACUGAUUGAUACAUCAUGAUAAGUAACAUAAAACGCUUUGUUCUCUAAUACGGCUAUUUUCAAAGGUCACAAACAUUAUAAUACAGUUUCUCGUCAUUUUUUCCAUUCCUGGUGUAACAUCCCUGUUAGAAUAUCGUUACAACCAUGAGAACACUUUUUAAAAUUGAGAGUAAUCAAGACAAGACGCUGAAAUGUUUUAGAAUAUGGUCCAGUGAUGUGUUCAUUCACAGUGCCUUGGGACUCCUACGGUGCAGUGAACAUGGGGCGUACAAGGUAAAGCUGACGUGGAGGAGGCGCCAUGCACGCCAUCAUCACAGGAGAGGAAGCAAACCAGCUCUUCUUUUCCUUGCACUGGACGAGGUGGCGUCUGGCGCCUUGAUGCUGCCAGUAAGAAUAGUGCUGUGAGCAUACUGUUCUAUGGCAGUCAGUAUUUUGACAUAGUUGUCAGUCAAUACAAAUGACAAGCAAUGCAAAACAUGGUUACCUGUGUCACCUGGCCACGAUCCAAGGCUGACCUGACCUGACCUGCCCAAGUGAGUGAGAUGAGGGCGGCCGCGCUCUUCCCGCGGCCCACCGCUGCCUAUCGCUACCGUUGUAAAUUACAAUACCUUACUGAAGCUCAACGGGGGACACGAGACGUCUAUUAUUACAACGUCGCCAGAACAAGUUUGUUAUUCUAGUAAAUCAUGAAAAUUAAGCCCAAUACUUCGCGUUACACUUCUUAAAUUCUCCUCCUCUCUUAUUUGAUAGCUGAUAUUUUUCUUUAUCUUGAGUAAUAUAAGCAAAAGAAAAAAAAAUCUUCCACCACGCAGUUCUUCCAAAGAGGACUAAGCAUUAUAAAUUCGUCAGCAUAGUGCGUGGUGCGGCAGCAUCAUAUACUACCUCUGCACUGAGGACACAACUCCCACCACUCCACAGCAAAUAAACAUCAACAGU
Messenger RNA from Scylla paramamosain (green mud crab), 2366 nucleotides. Its product is annotated as ficolin-1-like. NCBI's taxonomy places the organism in Eukaryota, Metazoa, Arthropoda, Malacostraca, Decapoda, Portunidae. The coding region runs from base 13 to 747 and encodes 244 amino acids. The transcript is spliced from 2 exons. The record is from RefSeq and is a predicted model, not a curated record.